This is a messenger RNA of Haliotis rubra (blacklip abalone), 1953 nucleotides long. RefSeq names its product extensin-like. The transcript is spliced from 2 exons. Lineage: Eukaryota; Metazoa; Mollusca; Gastropoda; Lepetellida; Haliotidae. The record is from RefSeq and is a predicted model, not a curated record. The coding region runs from base 1 to 1953 and encodes 650 amino acids.
AUGGUACAUACGAGGGGUACUUCUUGUCUUUCCGCAACUCCAGAAGUCCGUCGUCAAUACCACAAGCACCCCAAACAUCACAAGUCACUCCUCAAACAUCACAAGUCACUCCCCAAACACCACAAGUCACUCCCCAAACACAACAAGUCACUCCCCAAACACCACAAGUCACUCCUCAACACCACAAGUCACUCCCCAAACACCACAAGUCACUCCCCAAACACAACAAGUCACUCCCCAAACACAACAAGUCACUCCCCAAACACAACAAGUCACUCCCCAAACACCACAAGUCACUCCCCAAACACAACAAGUCACUCCCCAAACACCACAUGUCACUCCUCAACACCACAAAUCACUCCUCCAUACCACAAGUCACUCCCCAAACACCACAAGUCACUCCCCAAACACCACAAGUCACUCCUCAAACAUCACAAGUCACUUCUCAACACCACAAGCCAGGCCUCCCCAAACACAACAAGUCACUCCUCAACACCACAAGUCACUCCCCAAACACCACAAGUCACUCCUCAACACCACAAGUCACUCCCCAAACACAACAAGUCACUCCUCAACACCACAAGUCACUCCCCAAACACCACAAGUCACUCCUCAACACCACAAGUCACUCCUCAACACCACAGGUCAUUCCUUAACACCACAAGCCAGGCCUCCCCAAACACCACAAGUCAUUCCUCAACACCAGAAGUCACGUCUCCUCUGCACCAAAAGCACCCGGAAGCUGCACACAACCUCCAGCCUCCAACCCUUCCCAGCACCACCUCCAACCAACAACCCUGCCACACACCAACAACCUCCAGCCCUACCCCACCAUACACCACCUCCAGCCUCCAACCCUUCCCCACCACACCACCUCCAGCCUCCAGCCCUUCCCCACCACACACCUGCAACCUCCAGCCUAACCACCUACCACCUCCACCUUUCCUCCUGCACCCGCCUCCACCCCUACCCUCCUACACACCACCUCCAACCUCCACCCCUUCCCCACUGCACACCACCUCCACCCUACCUCACUGCACACCACCUACCUCCAUACCACCCACCUCCACCUCCACCCCUUCCCCACUACACACCACCUCCAGCCUCCUACCUUCUACUGCACACCACCUCCACCUCCAACCCUACCUCACUACACACACCACCUCCAACCUCACCCCUUCCACCACCGCACACCACCUCCAACUCCUGCCUCACUACGCACACUCCAACCUACAAUCCUACCCCACCAUACACCACCUCCCUCCAACCCUCCCCUGCCGCACACCACCUCCAACCCUACUCCAGCCCUCCCCCUACUGCCGCACACACCUCCAACCCUGCCUCACUGCACACACUCACCUCCUCCAACCUACAACCCUACUACCCACUGCUCCACCACUGCCCUACAACCCUGCCCACCAUGCACCCACCUCCAGCCUCCACCUUCUUCCCACGCCACACCACCUCCAACCCCUGCCUCACUGCACACCACCUCCAACCUACAAUCCUGCCCACCCCACCAUCACCACCUCCAGCCCUGCCCUCCCCACCGCACACCACCUCCAACCCUACCCUACACACCACCUCCAACCCCUACACCCCUACACCACCACCUCCACCUCUCCAACCCUACCUCGCCGCACACCACCUCCAACCCUACCUCACUACACACCACCUCCAAACUACAACCCUACCCCACCAUACACCACCUCCAACCUCCAACCCUACCCCACUACACACCACCUCCAACCCAGAACCCUACCCCACUACACACCACCUCCAAACUACAACCCUGCCCACCAUACACCACCUCCAACCUACAACCCAAUUUCAACGUAUCUAAACCCUGUAAGGAUACAGAGAAGGUCCCUGGCUGGAAAUGCUCCCCACCACACAAGAGUCGACACACCGACUUAUCUGGCCCGGGUUCGGACUCUAUUCAUACGUCAGUGA